Molecule: messenger RNA, 1124 nt
Organism: Aspergillus heteromorphus CBS 117.55
Lineage: Eukaryota; Fungi; Ascomycota; Eurotiomycetes; Eurotiales; Aspergillaceae
Product: Mob1/phocein family protein
Exons: 6
Coding region: 270-926 (218 amino acids)
Biological process (GO): signal transduction; cell division; positive regulation of protein phosphorylation
Cellular component (GO): cytoplasm; nucleus
Molecular function (GO): protein kinase activator activity
Source: RefSeq, a predicted model, not a curated record
CGCCGCUGAUAUUAAGAUUAUUCGCCCCCUCCUUCGCUCUUCUCUCCCAUCCCCAGGCUCUGCUCCGCUCUUCCCCCGACUCUUCGACUCUGUUGUUCGCGGCGCGUGGCAUUCUCGCAGUGAAUUUGCGAUUUAUAUCAGACAAGGGCGCAUUCUCCCUGAACACCACCACGCAACGCCUCGUUGAGAUCAGCACGCCGCACAAGCUCCUGUGUGUGGCUUGUCUUCGACUGACGCGAGACUGAAGAGAAGGGAAUCCCCGGAAGGAGAUGGCGUCCUUCAUCACCACCAUCAAUGCUCGGACCCGGGCUCCCUUCAAACCGCGGUCGGCAGCCAAGGGCACCACCAGCUACCAACUACGACAGUUCGCCGAGGCGACCCUGGGCAGCGGAAGCUUGCGCAAGGCUGUCAAGCUCCCCGAAGGCGAGGAUCUGAACGAGUGGCUCGCAGUCAAUGUCGUCGACUUCUACAACCAAAUAAACCUGCUGUAUGGCGCGAUCACAGAGUUCUGCUCGCCCCAGUCAUGUCCGGAAAUGAAGGCGACCGAUGAGUUCGAGUAUCUCUGGCAAGACUCGGAGAACUUCAAGCGACCGACGAAGAUGUCAGCCCCGGAGUACAUCGAACACCUGAUGGCCUGGGUGCAAAGCAGCGUUGACAACGAACAGAUCUUCCCCAGCCGACUUGGCGUCCCGUUCCCCAAGGUUUUCCCGAGUCUGGUGCGCCAGAUCUUCAAGCGGAUGUACCGCGUGUACGCGCACAUUUACUGCCACCACUACCCCGUGGUGGUGCACCUGGGUCUGGAGCCCCAUCUGAACACCAGCUUCAAACACUACGUGUUGUUUAUCGACGAGCACCGCCUGGCCAGUGGGAAGGAUUUCUGGGGUCCGUUGGGCGAUCUGGUGGAUAGUAUGCUGCGCAGCGAUUAAUGGGUUGUUUUCUUUUUCGCAUGCGUCGGCUGGAAGGAAGGGCAGGCUAGCAGCAGCGGCAGCGGCAGCGAGAGGACGGCGUUCGGGUAUUGGCAUUGAUGCGGGCACACAUUUCACGCGUAGAGGCAGACCGGCGUUGAGUAGGAUGUGACGUGACUGGGAAUUGGUCGCAUUAUCUGCAUGAAUGAAUGAAUGAUC